Messenger RNA from Rhodofomes roseus, 1443 nucleotides. Its product is annotated as CNDP dipeptidase. The transcript is spliced from 9 exons. Gene Ontology annotation, molecular function: metallodipeptidase activity. The record is from RefSeq and is a predicted model, not a curated record. Gene Ontology annotation, biological process: proteolysis. The coding region runs from base 1 to 1443 and encodes 480 amino acids. NCBI's taxonomy places the organism in Eukaryota, Fungi, Basidiomycota, Agaricomycetes, Polyporales, Fomitopsidaceae.
AUGCCCGCACCCACGAAGUUCACCACAUACAUUGACGAGCACGCCGAUGGCUUCAUCCAGCGGCUCAAGGAGGCGGUAGCGAUUCCGAGUGUGAGCGGCGACCCGAAGCACCGCCCCGAUGUCUUCAAGAUGGGCAGCUGGCUGCAGAGUCAGCUCGAGCAGCUCGGCGCGCAGACAAAGUCGGUCGACCUCGGCAAGCACGUCAUGGACGGCCACGAGCUGCAGUUGCCGCCCGCGAUCUUUGGCCGCAUUGGCGACGAUCCCAAGAAGAAGACGAUCCUCAUCUACGGACACUACGACGUGCAGCCUGCGAACAAGAGCGAUGGGUGGGACACGGAGCCGUUCACGCUCGUCGUCGACAACGCCACGGGCAGGCUGAUUGGUCGUGGGUCGACGGAUGACAAGGGCCCGAUUCUCGGAUGGCUCAACGUCCUGGAGGCGCACAAGGCGCUGGGCCUCGAGCUCCCCGUCAACCUGCGCUUCUGCUUCGAGGGCAUGGAAGAGAGCGGCAGCGAGGGAUUGGACGAGCUCAUUGCAUCCGAGGCGGCGAAGGGCAAGGAUGGCUGGUUCGGUGGCGUAGACGCCGUUUGCAUCUCCGACAAUUACUGGCUGAACACCCGCACGCCGUGCCUGACCUACGGUCUUCGUGGGCUGGUUUACCUCAAGCUCACCGUCUCCGGCCCCUCACGCGACUUGCACUCCGGUGCUUUCGGCCGCGCGGUGCACGAGCCCAUGACCGACCUCGUCAUCCUCAUGAGCAAGCUCGUCGCGCCCGACGGCAAGAUCCUUAUCCCUGGCGUGGACGAGAUGGUCCCCGCUGCGAGUGAGGAGGAGAAGAAGAUCUACGACAACCUCGACUACAGCAUCGAGGACAUCGAGGAGGCCGUCGGCGCCCCGAUUGCGCUCUCAUCGGACAAGUCGACCGUGUUGAUGGGCCGCAUGCGCUACCCAUCGCUCUCGCUGCACGGCAUCGAGGGUGCAUUCUAUGGCGCGGGUGCGAAGACGGUCAUCCCCGCGAGCGUCUCUGGCAAGUUUAGCAUUCGUCUGGUCCCGCCCCAGACACCGGAGACGGUCGAGCCGCUCGUGCAGGCACACAUCCUCUCGGAGUUCAAGAAGCUCAACACGAAGAACAAGCUCAAGGUGGAGAACCUGCACGGCGGCAAGCCCUGGAUCGCGGACUACAAGCACUGGAACUACCAGGCGGGAAUCAAGGCGACGGAGGCUGUGUACAAGCGGACCCCCGACCUUACGCGCGAAGGUGGUUCCAUCCCCGUCACGCUCACGUUCGCGGAGAGCCUGGGCGUAAAUGUCCUUCUUCUGCCCAUGGGUCGUGGCGACGACGGUGCUCACUCGACGAAUGAAAAGCUCGACAGGUCCAACUUCAUUGAAGGCAGCAAGCUGCUGGGCACCUACCUGUAUGAAGUCAGCUCAAUCGCCGCAUGA